Baudoinia panamericana UAMH 10762 is the source of this 609-nucleotide messenger RNA. RefSeq lists its product as uncharacterized. The record is from RefSeq and is a predicted model, not a curated record. The coding region runs from base 1 to 609 and encodes 202 amino acids. Lineage: Eukaryota; Fungi; Ascomycota; Dothideomycetes; Mycosphaerellales; Teratosphaeriaceae. The transcript has a single exon.
AUGGAUGGUCAAUUAUUGCGGUGCUACCUGCUCGAGCUCCCAAUCGAACUUCGUGAACAGAUCUACGAGACUGUAUUCGCUUUGGACGGUCAGCGCACGUCAGAUCGCCUCGAUCCACUAAGCCUGGCGCGAGAGCCAAACAUUACUCGUGUUAGCGAAGCUGUUCGCAGCGAAACUCUGCCAGUCUACUAUGGCAUGCGGGUGCUUGACGUGUACACGCUCGUCAAGUGCGAUUCCAAUAGCAUCGUAUGGCUGACUACGCGGAAAUGGUAUCACAAUAUCCCCAAUCGCAUACGCUUGGUUCGAACGCUGGUGCUUCGCUUUGCCUUCGUAGAACGAUACUUCGGCGAACCGGUCGAGGUUCAGUUCAUGAUCCGCCUGAACAAGGGUGAGAACAGCUUUACAAUGAAGCAUUCGUUCGCCCACGGAUGGUGGUCAGAUGCUCAUCGUAAAGGUGAUCCCGCAGACUGCGAGGAGGUUGUCCAAGCUAUCAGGGGCCAUAUCAUGAGUACGCUCACUGCUGCCAUCGGAGAUCAUGGAGUCGGCAACCUCACUUGCGAAGACAUUGACUGUAUGGCCGCUGUUGACCCGAAGAAGCUUCCUAUCUGA